Molecule: messenger RNA, 1246 nt
Organism: Xyrauchen texanus (razorback sucker)
Lineage: Eukaryota; Metazoa; Chordata; Actinopteri; Cypriniformes; Catostomidae
Gene: capns1b
Product: calpain, small subunit 1 b
Exons: 11
Coding region: 178-828 (216 amino acids)
Molecular function (GO): calcium ion binding
Source: RefSeq, a predicted model, not a curated record
CGGACAGGGUGUGGACCGCUGCGCUAUACAUGAAGACCAGAACGCCUUUGGCAAAUUUGUUUUACUGUCCUGUGUUUAUCUGAGCAGUGGAACCUUUCUUCUCUAUAGCUUUCGACUGGACCUCUCCAACGUCUUUGUUCUAAUUUUCACAUCUGUGCCUUAUUUAGAGUACUCAAAAUGUUUUUGGCCAAAAGACUUAUUGGAGGGAUCCUGGAUGUUGUAAGCAACAUCGAUCCUGGACAGUUUGUUCCCUCAGACCCUCCUCCUCCCAAAAGACCACUGGCAUAUGCAAAUCAGAAUGAAUCUGAAGAGGAGAAGCAGUUUCGCAAAGUGUUUAAACAACUUGCAGGGGAUGACAUGGAGGUUAGCCCAAAUGAGCUGAUGAAUAUUCUUAACAAGAUUAUCUCCAAACAUGCUGAUCUGAAGACAGAUGGUUUCACUAUUGAGUCCUGCAGAAGCAUGGUGGCAGUAAUGGAUAGUGAUAGCACUGGAAAGCUAGGCUUUGAUGAGUUCAAGUAUCUUUGGAAUAAUAUCAAGAAAUGGCAGGGUAUUUACAAGUCUUUUGAUGCAGACCGCUCUGGUUUAAUUGGGGCUGACGAGCUACCUGGAGCAUUCAAAGCAGCAGGCUUCCCACUUCAUGACCAGCUUUUCCAGCUGAUCGUCCGACGGUACAGUAAUGAAAGUGGCAACAUGGACUUUGACAAUUUCAUUGGGUGUCUUGUGCGUCUAGAUGCCAUGUGUCGUGCCUUCAAUACGCUUGAUACAGACAAAAAUGGCACCAUAAAAGUAGACAUUCAAGAGUGGUUGCAGCUGACUAUGUACUCCUAAAUGAAGAAGAAUAUUCUACAACAUCUUGAUUUUAUUCCGAAGUUAAUUGCCAUUUUUCUUUUUUUGUGUGUGUUACCUUAUUGUUUGUUUCAAUGUUAGUUUGUUAGCAUGGCAUAAACCUACGGUGCCUUUACACUAGGUGGCAGCUUUGUUGCAAUGUUAGACAGAGUGUCUGCAUUGUGGUCUCUAAAGGUUCAGUUUAUGCCAUAUUUAAUUCCAAAGCAAGUGUGGAAUCUUCCCAUUUAUUCAGCAACUUCAUAGUUUACAAACAAAAAAUAAUUAUGUGUUUGAGAUAAUAGCUUUUAAGAACAUUCCAGUUGCAUAUUAAUCACUGAAGACAUCAAUGAACUGACAGCUUUGCAGUGUAUAAUAUUAAGCUGAAGUGCAAAUAAACAUUAUUUGUUCAAGACAUACAAAA